AUGUUCAUCUUCAUCAAACAUGGAGAUAAUCAGCAGUUUCUGGUCAAUACCAAUUGCUCCAUUCUCCUGUUGUUGCAUUACAUUCGCCGUAAAAUGCGGUUGUUUAAAACAGACACCAUCGAUUUGUGUGAUGAAACAGGGACCAUGAAGUUGCUUUUCCUGGUGAAGACCCCUGGAGACUAUGCCAGCAAAUUCCUUACACCCAGAAACACCUACUACGUUUGUAAGGUGGAGCGUGGAGGACCAGGAAUCCGAUUUCGGAAUGCCUACAGAGCUUUUGUGCCCCUCCUGAAGAAUCCAGAGCCUGAGCUAAUUGAUUCACUGCGUACACAAUGUGACUUCCUAGAGAAGAGCCGAGUGAAGAUGCUUAAAAUCCAAGAAGCAAAGAAGGUCACUGUAAUUGAAUCCACGGUGAACCUCCCAUCUAAAGGAAGAAGAGCAGAGGAAGAAGGUACCACUCGUAAGGGUCCAUUAAAGACCAGACCAGCCUUAGUCACCAAGAAGGAUAAACGUCGUCGUCACCAUCAUCGUAACUAA
Molecule: messenger RNA, 537 nt
Organism: Orycteropus afer afer
Lineage: Eukaryota; Metazoa; Chordata; Mammalia; Tubulidentata; Orycteropodidae
Gene: CUNHXorf65
Product: chromosome unknown CXorf65 homolog
Exons: 6
Coding region: 1-537 (178 amino acids)
Source: RefSeq, a predicted model, not a curated record